AAAAUUAUUAAAAAAAAUGAAAAAGAAAAAGUGGAUGUAAGAGAAAGUUUGGGAGAGGUUGGACCAAGAGGGGCAAAAUGGGAAAGUUUGGUAGAGAAGUCUUUCACCAACAUCACCACCACCACCGCAUUGGGUUUCAGAUUUCAGCUUAGAAGAGUGUGAGGUGUGAAGAAGAAGGAAAAAUCGUAAUGUGGGCUGAAGCUCUAAAGCUCUCUACUUGUACUAAAAUACUAUAAUGAGAAGAAGAAGAAGAGGAAGAAGAAGAAGAAGAACAAGUUCCUUCAUUUCUAUUGCUUAGAGCUACUAUUCUUCUUCAAAUCACACUUCACAUCCAACCACCAAGACCCUUCUUCUUCUUGCUUGGUGGUUACUCAUGGAGUCAUCGGAGAAUUGUUCUGUGAAGGUUGCUGUUCAUGUUCGCCCUCUUAUAGGCGAUGAACGCCUCCAAGGCUGUAAAGAAUGUGUCUCUGUCACACCCGGAAAGCCUCAGGUACAAAUCGGCUCGCAUUCCUUUACAUUUGACCAUGUCUAUGGAAGUGGUGGAACAGCAUCAACUGCCAUGUUUGAUGAAUGCAUUGCUCCACUUGUGGAUGGUUUAUUCCAAGGAUACAAUGCCACUGUGCUUGCUUAUGGUCAGACGGGAUCGGGGAAAACAUAUACCAUGGGGACCGGCUCCAAAGAUUGUAGCCAAACAGGGCUGGUUCCUCAAGCUAUGAAUGCACUUUUCAGCAAGAUUGAAACGUUAAAACAUCAAACAGAAUUCCAGCUGCAGGUUUCCUUCAUCGAGAUCUUAAAAGAAGAAGUAAGAGACUUAUUGGAUUCUGUAUCCCUGAACAAAAUGGAAAAUGUUAAUGGACAUGCUGGGAAAGUUUCUGCUCCAGUUAGACAGCCCAUACAAAUUCGAGAAUCAUCAAAUGGAGCCAUAACACUAGCAGGAUCAACUGAAAUGUCUGUUAGAACAUUACAGGAAAUGGCUGCUUGCUUGGAGCAAGGAUCUUUAAGCAGAGCAACUGGAAGUACUAACAUGAACAACCAGUCAAGUCGGUCACACGCCAUCUUCACAAUCACCUUAGAACAGAUGCGGAAAGUUCAUUCAGUUUUUCCUGGCAAUGACUCUCCAGAUGAGGAUAUGGGUGAAGAAUACUUUUGUGCAAAGCUCCAUUUGGUAGAUCUUGCUGGAUCUGAACGAGCUAAGAGAACUGGUUCUGAUGGUGUUCGUCUUAAAGAAGGUAUACAUAUCAACAGGGGCCUUCUAGCACUUGGAAAUGUUAUCAGUGCACUGGGGGAUGAAAAAAAGCGGAAAGAGGGUGUUCAUGUUCCUUAUCGAGAUAGUAAACUCACUCGACUCUUGCAGGAUUCACUAGGAGGAAACAGCAAGACAGUUAUGAUAGCUUGUAUCAGCCCUGCUGACAUCAACGCAGAGGAAACUCUUAAUACUCUUAAAUAUGCAAAUCGUGCCCGGAAUAUCCAGAACAAGCCUGUUGUUAAUAGAGGUCUAGAAUCCAAUGAAAUGCAAAAGAUGCGACAGCAGGUGGAAUUCUUGCAGGCAGAGCUAUAUGCUCGUGGGGGAGGGGCUCUAUCUGAUGAAGUACAGGUUCUUAGGGAACGGAUUGCAUUUCUUGAAACAAGCAAUUUGGACCUUUCUCGAGAACUUCAUGUAUAUCGCAGCAGACGUGCUGUAGUGGGGCAGUGUGAAGCAGAUGUUCGAGACGGCUAUGCUUCUCUGACUAAGAAUGAUGGACUUAAGAGAGGUUUUCAAAGUAUUGAUGCUGCUGAUUAUGAGAUGGGUGAAAUCAUGUCAGGUGAAAAUUCCAGAGAAGUUGAAGUUGCAACAAAAGAGCGAGAACAUGAAUUUUUGCAGAAUACAUUGGAUAAGGAGUUGAAUGAAUUAAACAAACGCUUGGAGCAAAAAGAGUCUGAAAUGAGACUUUUCGGAGGGAUUGACACAGAAACACUCAAACAGCACUUUGGAAAGAAAAUAGUGGAACUCGAAGAAGAGAAAAGAAUUGUGCAGCAAGAGAGAGAUCACUUGUUGGCUGAAGUUGAGAGUCUUGCUGCCAAUUCCGAUGGACAAGCGCAUAAAGUUCACGAUCCUCAUACACAAAAACUAAAAUCUCUAGAAGCCCAGAUUUUAGAUCUUAAGAAGAAGCAAGAAAGCCAAGUCCAACUUGUAAAGGAAAAACAGAAAAGUGAUGAUGCAGCAAAGCGCCUGCAAUCUGAAAUACAAUCUAUUAAAUCUCAGAAGGUUCAGUUGCAGCAUAAGAUAAAGCAAGAGGCAGAACAAUUCCGACAGUGGAAGGCAUCUCGUGAAAAGGAAUUGCUGCAGCUAAAAAAGGAAGGAAGGAGAAAUGAGUACGAGAGGCAUAAACUUGAAGCCCUGAACCAGCGUCAGAAAAUGGUUCUCCAAAGAAAGACAGAAGAGGCUGCAAUUGCUACCAAACGGCUAAAGGAAUUAUUGGAAUCCCGAAAGUCUACUGUUCGUGACAACCCAGCCAAUUCCAAUGGACAUACAUCGGCCACUCAGAGCAAUGAAAAGUCUUUGCAGAGAUGGCUUGAUCAUGAAUUGGAGGUCAGCGUUAAAGUGCACGAAGUCCGUUUCGAAUAUGAGAAGCAAAAUCAAGUACGAGUUGCAUUGGCAAAAGAGUUGGCCUUAUUAAAGCAAGUGGACCAGUUAUCUUUGGAUGGGAAUAGUCCCCCAAAAGGAAACAAUGGAUAUUCCAGGGUGUUGUCCAUGUCACCGGAUUCAAGAAAGGCUAGAAUAGAAUCUGUUGAGAACAUGCUGAGCAUGUCUUCGAAUGCACUCAUUGCAAUGGCAUCACAGCUUUCAGAGGCAGAGGAAAGAGAGCGUUCCAUGAUUGGUCGUGGACGGUGGAACCAGCUGCGUUCGAUGGGAGAUGCUAAGAACUUGCUACAGUACAUGUUUAAUACAACUGCAGAAGCAAGGUGUCAGUUAUGGGAGAAGAACUUGGAAAUUGAGGACAUGGAAGAUAAGCUGAAUGAGCUAGUAACCUUGCUGCAAAUAAGUGAAACUCAGCGAAAGGAGCUCGUACGGGAGCAAAGGGCAAAGGAGCAAGCUGCUGCUGCUGCUACUGCAUUGGGAAAAUCAGAUUCGGGGAAUUCUCGUUCUUCAUUGAAACACCUCGCGGAAGAUAUGAGUGGUCCCUUGUCUCCAAUGUCACUUCCAGCACCAAAGCAGCUCAAAUUCACUCCAGGUGUAGUUAAUGGGACAGUUAAAGACUCGGCGACAUUUAUAAACCAAACACGAAAGAUGGUGCCAAUGGGACAAUUGUCAAUGAAGAAAUUAGCAACCGUCGCUCAGGCUGGGAAGCUCUGGAGGUGGAAGAGAAGUCAUCAUCAGUGGCUCCUGCAGUUCAAAUGGAAGUGGCAGAAGCCAUGGAGACUUUCCGAAUGGAUUAAGCAUAGCGACGAAACUAUAAUCAAGUCAAGGCCUCGCCCACAACUCCAACUAUGAUGCAACAACCUCACCUUAGAAAACAGAUCCUUUGUAUAUACUUUUUAACUGCCAUGUGUGAUCCAACAUGGAACUUGACAAAGACAAGCAUUGAUGAAGGUGGUGUGCUGUAAAACUGUUAGAGAGGAAACUUGACAUGUUUGGUGCUCAGAUUGCAAAAGGAUGGCAAAUCCACUACAUCGAAAGCGCCUUAUUGUGCAGGCAAUAAUGUUUCAAAUUUUUUCUUACGAGGCCGCGAAAGGUGAGUGAUUGAAGCUUUGUGCAUGGAGUGAAAUGAGUAUUUAGGUGAUACAAGUUAUGUUGUUGUUGGUGAUGCAAACAUAAGAUGCUAAUCCUUCUUGUUCAAUAAUCUUUUUUAUUUUUUUGUACAUUUUCAUUAGUUUGAAUGGAUGAGUGAGAUAAUAAGUUUUGUAUUAUCUUGUUGAUUCUUCUGUCUGUCACUGCAAAACCUUCUUUUCUAGUAGAAUUUUGGGUUUCAUUCUUAAACAAGGGAAGCAAUAUUACUGUAUUGUAUUGAACAAUAAACAUUUAAUGCCUUCAACCUUUUCUCAUUUUCAAAA
This is a messenger RNA of Humulus lupulus (European hop), 4032 nucleotides long. Its product is annotated as kinesin-like protein KIN-4A. Lineage: Eukaryota; Viridiplantae; Streptophyta; Magnoliopsida; Rosales; Cannabaceae. Gene Ontology annotation, biological process: microtubule-based movement; mitotic spindle organization. Bases 374 to 3472 code for a protein of 1032 amino acids. The transcript has 27 exons. The record is from RefSeq and is a predicted model, not a curated record. Gene Ontology annotation, molecular function: ATP binding; microtubule binding; microtubule motor activity.